This is a messenger RNA of Girardinichthys multiradiatus, 1179 nucleotides long. Its product is annotated as meteorin-like protein. The record is from RefSeq and is a predicted model, not a curated record. The coding region runs from base 96 to 962 and encodes 288 amino acids. Lineage: Eukaryota; Metazoa; Chordata; Actinopteri; Cyprinodontiformes; Goodeidae. The transcript has 4 exons. Gene Ontology annotation, molecular function: hormone activity.
GGCAAUCUGCUUGUCUUUUCAGUUCGCUCUGCAGGUUUCCCUCUCAGCAUUCAAACCAUGCACCGCCGUCGGCCUCUCUGUGGAUUCCUCCGGAUAUGUUGCCAAGUGUGAUCAUCGUCGCCUGCCUGCCUGUUUUGGUUCUUCGUUGUGCAGCUGAUCUUUGCAACUGGACUGGAAGCGGUUUUGCAGUAGGCGCGGACCCCAGGAUCGUUCUCCAGGUGCGGCUCCGCUGCACGGAGGGUUCCGUCAGGUGGGUCUACCCGGGUCAGGCUCUCAGGGUGGCACUCGAACCCAAUUUGUCGUCCAUCCGGUACAACACGGUCUGCAUCCAAGAGUUUCCAUCCCUCAGCGGAGCCAGCGUCUUUAUUGAGCGGGCCGGAGAGCUGGAGCUACUGGUGACAGAAGACGGCGGGCGCACCGGGCGGCAAGUGUUCUGUUUCCAGGCGGGUGAGCCACACAGGCCCGUCAUCUACCUCCAGGCCGGUCCGCAGAGUCCCGAAACAUGGAGCAGACGCAUAGUGGGCUUUAGAUACAAGCUGCUGCGCAACAGGAGCGCCAACAGUGGGUUGGAGACUUCAUGCCGACCCUGCAAUGACACAGAAUUGCUCAUGGCUGUCUGCAGCAGUGAUUUUGUGGUUCGAGGCUACAUCAAGAAUGUCUUCCAUGACUCUCGACGGCAGACAUCACUGGUGGAGGUGUGGACAACAAAGGGUUACUUGCAGUGCAGUGGAGUUUUUGAGCAACAAGUGCAUCCAUAUGUGUCAUCUCAGUCCCGACAUGGACGCAUUCGAACGCUCCUGCAGUGCCACGUGAAGCCUGGGGACGGACAGUUUCUCUUCAUGGGGUCAGACCAUUUUGAGGAAGCUUGGUUAGGGUGCGCCCCACGCUACAAAGACUUCUUGUCCAUCUAUCACAAGGCCAGGAUGGGACGUAGGACUUUCUGCAACUUCCCCCUAGACUGAAGAGCUGUGUUGUUUUAAGAGCCAAAUAGACUCUGUAAUGGCGCUGUGGGGACCCUGUAAAGCUGUCAUAUGCCAACAAGGUGGCAUCAAGGUUCAACAGCGGGGGCAAAGCUGCUGAAAUGCUGCUGGAAAACGCAUGUGGUAGGGCAGAACAGCAGGGCCUCCUGAACUGAGGCUCAGAAAGGGUUGGCCUUUGUCUGUCUCCAAUCACUGGCUU